Molecule: messenger RNA, 1372 nt
Organism: Electrophorus electricus (electric eel)
Lineage: Eukaryota; Metazoa; Chordata; Actinopteri; Gymnotiformes; Gymnotidae
Gene: selenot1b
Product: selenoprotein T, 1b
Biological process (GO): cell redox homeostasis
Cellular component (GO): endoplasmic reticulum membrane
Molecular function (GO): thioredoxin-disulfide reductase (NADPH) activity
Source: RefSeq, a predicted model, not a curated record
CAUACCGGAAUAGCUGCAGGGAGGUUUGAUAGAGCCGGACCCCAGGAGCGACGAUCAGACUCGACAGAAUGGUGAAACGGUGGUUGUCGCUUUUAUUUGUCUGCGUACUCUCCUUGUACCACGUUGCAGCCGAUAACGGCAGUGUUAAAAAGCUGAAAAUGCAGUACACCACAGGACCUCUUCUCAAAUUCCAGAUUUGCAUAUCCUGAGGAUACAAGCGGGUGUUCGAGGAGUACACUCGGGUUCUAAGCCAGAGGUACCCAGACAUCCGCAUCGAAGGGGAGAACUACCUGCCCCGACCAAUAUACAGACACAUUGCUUCUUUCCUCUCCAUAUUUAAGCUUGCUGUGAUUUGCCUUAUUAUUCUGGGAAAAGACCCUUUUACAUUCUUCAGGAUGGAGACCCCUGGAAUUUGGGUUUGGGGUCAGGAGAACAAGAUAUAUGCCUGUAUGAUGGUCUUCUUCCUCAGCAACAUGAUUGAAAAUCAGUGCAUGUCAACUGGCGCCUUCGAAAUAUCGCUGAAUGAUGUGCCUGUUUGGUCCAAGCUGGAGUCAGGCCACCUGCCUUCCAUGCAGCAGCUGGUUCAGAUCCUGGAGAAUGAGCUGAAGCUGAAUGCACACAUGGACACGCUGCCCCUCCAGCGUUCCUAACGCCAAUCACAGCUUCACUCACUCCUGUAUAUGGGAGGAGUUCUCUCUCAGUAAUGCGGCACCCAUGAAGGCCUGCGCUGAAAGCAGUGUGUCUGCUGGUGUAGACUGGAUGUCUUUGUCCCCGUUACUGAUCUUGUGGAACUUCUGUUAUAGACAGUGGGAUAACAGUGGGAUUAGUGACAGUUUAUUGGAGAGCUGGUAAAUAAUUGUUUUGUUUUGUUUUUUUAAUGAUGUGCUUGUGGGCUCUAAAAGUAGUAAAGCCCUCUCAGACCUAGUUAUUGGUAACCAGUGAACCGUUUUAGAUUAAGAACGGUUUCCCAUCAUAUCUAUCUUUUGUCUAUGCUGUCACUUUGAUUAAGUCUUGAGGGCCAAAGUCGCGCGCGUGCGUGCGUGCGUGUGCGUGUGUGUGUGUGUAUCCGUCACCCAAACAUACACAUACAAGCUUUUUUUAAUACUUUUGGAUAAUUUUGCCAAUUACAUCACUAUGUUCUGAUGGUAACAAUGGAAACAAAACACGUACACAGUUGGAAAUUAUUUUAGGUAUAUGGGGAGUAUUUUUCCAUAUACAAAUAACUAAUUACAAAUAAAAUAACAUGCAUUUGAAAAAACCUAGGCAUGUGUAUCAUGAUCGUGAAUAUGUAUUGCAGAUAUCUGUUUUGUUUUAAUAUAUUUAAUUUUUCUAAUUUUUUUAUAUCCUCAACUGAAUUAAAAUGUCGUUUAUG